Molecule: messenger RNA, 3102 nt
Organism: Echinops telfairi (small Madagascar hedgehog)
Lineage: Eukaryota; Metazoa; Chordata; Mammalia; Afrosoricida; Tenrecidae
Gene: RASGEF1B
Product: RasGEF domain family member 1B
Exons: 17
Coding region: 58-1686 (542 amino acids)
Biological process (GO): Ras protein signal transduction; positive regulation of GTPase activity
Cellular component (GO): plasma membrane
Molecular function (GO): guanyl-nucleotide exchange factor activity
Source: RefSeq, a predicted model, not a curated record
GCAAAGUUUCUCGCCGAGCUCCUGGGCUGCACACUGCCGAGCAAGGGCGCCUGUCCCAUGUUUGAGUCCCAAAGUCCCUCCCGGGUUGGCCAGAAAUCAAGCACCCAGCAAAAGACAACCAUUUUCAGCACAUUGGCCAAGGAGAAGUCUUUGUCUGACUACAAAAAACCGGAACCGCAGUGGAAACCUUCAGCGAACAGUAGCGUCACCCCAGCCUGCUUGACCAGCCCUCUGGUUGAGAAGCCAACAGGCAAAGAAAGCAUGCCUCAGACGCCUCCCUUUUCAGCUAUGUUUGACAGCAGUGGUUACAACCGAAACCUCUACCCGUCGUCGUCGGCUGAGGACAGCUGUGGAGGGUUGUAUUACCAUGACAACAACCUCCUCUCCGGAUCUCUGGAAGCACUCAUCCAGCACUUAGUUCCAAAUGUGGAUUACUAUCCAGAUAGGACGUACAUAUUCACCUUCCUACUCAGUUCUCGGUUAUUUAUGCAUCCAUCUGAGCUAAUGGCCAAGGUUUGCCACCUAUGUGUUGAACACCAGAGAUCAAGUGAUCCUAGCAAUGAUAAGAACCAGAUAAGAAAAAUUGCACCUAAAAUCCUUCAACUCCUGACGGAAUGGACGGAGACCUUUCCUUACGACUUUCGGGAUGAACGAGUAAUGAGAAACUUAAAAGAUCUGGCUCACCGGAUAACGAGUGGCGAGGAGGCGUAUCGCAAGAAUGUGCAACAGAUGAUCCAGUGUCUGCUCCGCAAGCUUGCUGCCCUCAGCCAGUACGAGGAAGUCCUGGCAAAGAUCAGCGCCACCGCCACGGACCGACUCACGGUUCUCAGGACCAAGCCACAGGUCGUUCAACGGGACAUCAUUACCAUCUGCAGCGACCCUUACACUUUGGCCCAGCAGCUGACUCACAUAGAACUGGAGAGGCUUAAUUAUAUUGGGCCAGAAGAAUUCGUUCAAGCAUUUGUACAGAAGGACCCGUUGGACAAUGACAAGACUUGCUACAGCGACCGGAAGAAAACACGGAAUCUAGAAGCCUAUGUAGAGUGGUUUAACCGCCUCAGCUACUUGGUUGCUACAGAAAUCUGCAUGCCGGUAAAGAAGAAGCACCGUGCAAGAAUGAUUGAGUAUUUCAUUGACGUCGCUCGGGAGUGUUUCAACAUCGGCAACUUUAACUCUCUGAUGGCGAUUAUCUCUGGCAUGAAUAUGAGCCCCGUCUCUCGACUAAAGAAAACUUGGGCCAAAGUGAAGACUGCCAAGUUUGACAUCCUUGAGCAUCAAAUGGACCCUUCCAGCAAUUUCUAUAAUUACCGAACAGCUCUCCGUGGGGCAGCGCAGAGGUCUUUGACUGCUCACAGUAGUCGAGAGAAGAUUGUGAUACCCUUCUUCAGUCUCUUAAUCAAAGAUAUUUAUUUCCUCAACGAAGGCUGUGCCAACCGCCUCCCCAACGGCCAUGUCAACUUUGAGAAAUUUUGGGAACUGGCCAAGCAAGUGAGUGAGUUGAUGACAUGGAAACAAGUGGAGUGUCCAUUUGAGAGGGACCGGAAGAUCUUGCAGCACCUGCUCACAGUCCCGGUCUUCAGUGAAGACGCUCUCUACUUGGCUUCCUAUGAGAGUGAGGGCCCUGAAACCCAUGUAGAGAAAGACAGAUGGAAGUCUUUGAGGUCCAGCCUCUUGGGCAGAGUUUAACAUAUGGGAUGCCGCCUGCUGCUGCUGCUGCUGCAUCACGCAGAUCCUUAAGGGGCUGGCCUUUUCUCUGGCCUGGAGGACCAAGAAACUCCAGAGCGCCCCGCCAUCGUGGGUGUGCGCUGACAGCAAAGAAAGCAGGCUCCCUCCAGAGCAGAUGGGGGACUUCUGCCCCUCAGCUGACAGAUUGACUCCGAUUUUGUGAGACUGAAAUGUUCACUGAAGACGCUCAGGGGAGCAUCCUCUACCGCAUCCAGCUCAGCACAUGAUUCAUCUCCCGGAAUUUCCAUGUGAAUCACAGCUCUGCACCUGGAUGGAGUGUGUGUGCGUGUGUGUGUGUGUGUGUGUGUGUGUGUGUGUGUGUGUGUGUGUGUGUGCGUGUGCGCGUGUUUUAAUUUGAUUCAACAUUUGCUGCUAAUGGGACUUGUCCGGCUGAGCGCUGGCCCUGAGGAAGCCCACAUUGCAUUGUUAACUUAACGGAAAAAGGAGAGGAGGGGGAGGGAACCAACUGGCUCACUGGGAGCCUCAAACUCAGCUCCCUCGGAGUUGCGGGAAGGGAAGGCUGGCAUUGCUCCCCCGUCGCGUGCGCUGUAUUGGGGGUUCCUCUCCCACCUCGUCCUCGGGGCGUUGAGUUGGCUGCUGGCUGGCAAACUCAUUUUCACCCGUGUAAGUUAUUUAAUAUAAUAAUGAAGCUCAACACUGUGGAAGGAGGAUAGCCACGAGGGGGGAAAAAGACAAAACAGAAUAAACAGCAGAGUUUGUCUUUGGACCACUUCCUGUUCCAGAAGGAGUUUUUGUUCUCUUUGCCCUCUGAGUUAUUCACGACAGACCACUGUACUCCCGGAUGUGUUUGUCAGUCGUUUGUUGUUAGUGUCCCUUAACACCGUUUUUGUUGUCGUUCUCUCUUGUAGAUUUCAAUUAUAUGACAUGUAGGGUCUUGGAAACUAGAACUCACAGCAGAAUUACCAGCUCAGUUUGUUUGUUCUUCUUAAGACUGACUUUGUUUCAUUGCUUUUUGGAGCCUGUUGUUGACUAAACCUGUGAAAAGAAUAAAAUGGAAAUCCCCCCGCCCCACCCCAGCCGUAAACAAAACAAACGAAAAACACCUUGCAGCUCACUGAUUGCGCUGAUAGUGAAGUCGCUCACAUCGUUAGCCGUGGAACUGCGUCUGUCGCUGCUCGGCCCCCGUAGCCAUGACGUGUAUUGACUAGGAGAACCCGUAGAGUAGUCAUUUGCGCUAAUGGAAAAACACAAAGCCACCUCAACAGCGUGUUCAGGCAGGUGUAUUCGAGAAUUUAAUGACCUCGUUUCCAAAAUACAAGCAUGUAUGUAUGCUGCACGCCAUCUCAGCAGACCUACAAUUUGUCUCUAAAUUGUCCCUUUGCAACCAUCAAUAUAUUUUACACUCUGCGGCCCGAA